Molecule: messenger RNA, 1831 nt
Organism: Cannabis sativa
Lineage: Eukaryota; Viridiplantae; Streptophyta; Magnoliopsida; Rosales; Cannabaceae
Exons: 15
Coding region: 297-1703 (468 amino acids)
Biological process (GO): ubiquitin-dependent protein catabolic process; protein ubiquitination; mitotic cell cycle checkpoint signaling
Cellular component (GO): nucleus
Molecular function (GO): ubiquitin-protein transferase activity
Source: RefSeq, a predicted model, not a curated record
UAAAAAUUGAAACUUUUUCAAUCUAAACGUGCUCUAGUGUAAAAUCCUUCCUAUUUUGGAGCAAUUGGACCAAUUUAAUUAAAAAAAUUCUUUUUUUAGAAAUUGGAAUUUAAUAAGGGCCCUUAUAAAAGUCGAAACUUGAAAGAGAAUGAAAGGGAUUACACGAGUUAUUUCCAUAUAAAAAUAAAAAACAAAGCUUUGGCUAUACGAUUCACUAUUCAAGAGUGUUCGAAAUACUUGGCUUUGUUUGUAUAACUACAAAAAGCUUGCGCCUUUGGGUUUUUGAUCGGUCGGGGAUGUCGGAAACCGAAGUGGGUCAAAGCUCAAACUCCUCUUCCUCUGAUCAAACAUGGGCUAAGCUUGUUCCCUCCGAUUCAAGAUUUUCAGAUGUUGAGAUAAAGGUUGAUGAUGUUCUUGUUUCCUCCCACAUAACACUUUCUUCUUCUUCUUCUUCUUCUGAGCAACAUCAAUGGUGUCAGAUUAAUAGAAAUUCAGAUUUAUCUUCUGCUACUUUGCACAAUAAGAGUUCUCAUGCAAUCCUUGCUGAUGAUGUUGUCAUCCCAAAUGAAGACUCUGUUGUCAUUAACUGUGGAACUGAAAUUAUUCCUGGUCCUUGUAAAGAAGGGUUUUUGAGCUAUAGAUUCAAACUAAUGCCAAGACCUGAAACCACUCAGAAGAAAUUAAAGAUAAGCAUAGAUGUUGAUCAUGCAAAAUGCUGCAUUUGCUUGAGUGUGUGGCACGAUGUUGUUACUAUUGCCCCUUGCUUUCAUAACUUCUGCAACGGAUGCUUCUCAGAAUGGUUAAGGCGAUCAGAAGAGAAACGCUCGAAUGUACUCUGUCCUCAAUGUAGAGCCGUUGUGCAGUUUGCUGGAAGAAACCACUUUCUGAAGAACAUUGGAGAUGAUAUACUGGAGGCUGAUUCUUCUCUAACACGUUCAAAGGAUGAAGUUGCAGUUUUAGAUAAAUAUGCAUCAAUACAAUCAAACCUUGUCGUUAAGAGUGGAAAGAUGGGUCGUCGGAAGAGGGCCUAUUCACCCGUGGACGAGUUAAGUGGUGGCAUAGAUCUUCCAUGCCCACAAUGUGGUACUGAAUACGGUAGCUUUCGCUGCAAUGAUAACACUAUCCACUUACAAUGUCAAUCAUGUGGAGGAAUGAUGCCUUCACGGUCCAAUGCUAAUGUAACACAACACUGUUUAGGCUGUGAUAGGGCUUUUUGUGGUGCUUAUUGGCAUUCUUUAAGAGCUAUAGGAACAGGAGCUCAUGCAAUGUGCAGUUCUGAGACCUUUAAACCGAUCAGAGAACGUACUAUCUCGAGAAUUCCUUUCUGGGCGCAUGAAAAGAACCGACAUGAGCAAGAUAUUACAGAGAAGUGUUUUAGACAAAUGGGCAGAACACUACAGGAUGUUGUUACAGAAUGGAUUGGAAAGUUGAACAACAGAGAGAUCGAUCGAAGUAGAAUGCCGCUUAAUCAUGCUGAAAUGAUAACAGCUGAGACCCAUUUAUGCAAUGAUUGUUAUGAGAAACUUGUGUCGUUCCUGUUGUACUGGUUUCGGAUUUCAAUACCCAAACAUCUUCUUCCGGGGGAUGCAGCUGCAAGAGAUGAUUGCUGGUAUGGAUAUGGUUGUCGGACACAACACCACAGCGAAGAACACGCUCGCAAAAGGAAUCACGUGUGUCGUCCAACAAGGGGUUCAAAUAUGUAGUUAAGUCAAUUUUGCAUUCGUAUAAUACUGUGCAAACAGAAAACAGAUGGAUUUAUUUUGUGUUCCUGAAUUCUUGACUGGUUUAUUUGCAUAUAUAUCUAUGAAUGAAUGGUUGAGUUACUUUUCAA